Sapajus apella (tufted capuchin) is the source of this 2119-nucleotide messenger RNA. RefSeq names its product CD3e molecule associated protein (gene POLR1G). The transcript is spliced from 3 exons. Bases 287 to 1834 code for a protein of 515 amino acids. Gene Ontology annotation, biological process: transcription by RNA polymerase I. Lineage: Eukaryota; Metazoa; Chordata; Mammalia; Primates; Cebidae. The record is from RefSeq and is a predicted model, not a curated record.
GGGGGACCUGUCGGGACCCGACGGGCCUCGGACUCCAGAGAAACAGCGAAUCAGCGGCUUUCAGGAAUAAAUUUAUCUGAAAAAGACUUCUUCCUCGCUUUUCUGCCCUGCACAGUGGAAAUUUUCCCAGUUUUUCCUGCAGAACGGAGGUCGAGCGAUGCCUCCCCCCGCGCUCUCGCACCAGUUGGGCGCUCCCGGAUGAGGGCCUACCCCUUUGGAUCCACGUGGUCUGCAACAGGUUCGGAGCAUCCCGGGCUGCCGGGUCGCCUGUGGUGUGGGUCCCGGGAUGGAGGAGCCCCAGGCCGGUGGUGCUGCUCGGUUCUCUUGUCCCUCCAACUUUACCGCGACGCCCCCAGCCUCAGAGUCCCCUCGUUUGUGUUUGGAGGCGCUCACGGGUCCAGAUACGGAGCUGUGGCUUAUUCAGGCCCCUGCAGACUUUGCCCCAGACUGCUUCAAUGGGCGGCAUGUGCCUCUCUCUGGCUCCCAGAUCGUCAAGGGCAAGUUGGCAGGCAAGCGGCACCGCUAUCGCGUCCUCAGCAGCUGUCCCCAGGCUGGAGAAGCAACCCUGCUGGCCCCCUCAACAGAGGCAGGAGGUGAACUCACCUGUGCCCCAGCCCCCCAGGGCAGCCUAAGGAUCCUUGAGGGUCCCCAACAAUCCCUGUCAGGGAGCCCUCUGCAGCCUAUUCCAGCCAGCCCCCCACCACAGAUCCCCCCUGGCCUGAGGCCUCGGUUCUGUGCCUUUGGGGGCAACCCACCAGUCACAGGGCCUAGGUCAGCCUUGGUCCCCAGUUCGCUCAACUCUGGGAGGAAGAAAAAGGAGAUGCAGGUGACAGAGGUCCCAGUCACUCAGGAGGCAGUGAAUGGGCACGAGACCCUGGAGGUGGACAUGGCUUUGGAGUCCCCAGAAAUGGAUGUGCGGAAGAAGAAGAAGAAAAAGAAGAAAAAUCAGCAGCUGGAAGAACCAGAGGUGGCAGGGCCUGUGGAGACAGAGCCCACAGCAGAGACAUCGGAGCCUCUGGGAGUGCUGCUGCCAUCUACCACCACCAAGAGGAAGAAGAAGCCCAAAGGGACAGAAACCUUUGAGCCAGAAGAAAAGACAGCAGAGCUGGAAUGGAUUAACACUGAGCCUCUGGAAGAGACAGCCCUGUCCCCGACCAAAAAGAGAAAGAGGCAAAAGGGGACAGAAGGAAUGGAGCCAGAGGAGGGGGUGACAGUUGACUCUCAGCUGCAGGUGAAGGUAGAGCCACUGGAAGAGGCCGUCCCUCUGGCACCUACAAAGAAGAGGAAGAAAGAAAAGGGACAGACUACAAUGAUGGAGCCGGGGAUGGAGGCAACGGAGCCAGCAGAGCCAGAGAUGAGCCCUCUGGAGCUCCCAGUGGGGAUGACAGAACCUCAACAACCAAAUGGAGCUGAGCCUCAGGCCCAGGCAGCUCUGGCAGCUCUCAAGAAGAAGAGGAAGAAAGAACAACAGCAAAAUGCCACAGUGGAGCCAGAGCCAGAGGUGGUGGAGCCUGAGCUGCCAGAUGAGCCUCAGGCAGCUCCCAUGUCCAGCAAGAAGAAGAAGAAGAAGAAAGAGAGAGAUCACAUAAUCACUGAGCCAAGGACUGAGCUGAUUGAGCCACCGGAGCCUGAGCCGCCAGGGGAGGGAGAGCCUGAGGCCAGGGCAGCUCCAGAAUCCACCAAGAAGAGGAAGAAGCGGAGUCGGGAAAGCCACGUGCCAGAGACAGUGCCCCAGGAGGAGACGCCAGGGCCACCGCUGAACUCAGAGUCUGGGGAGGAGGCUCCUGCAGGCCGGGACAAGAAGCGGAAGAAGCAGCAGCCGCAGCCUGUGUAGUCUCCCCCAGGGAAACUGAGGAACUAAAGAAAGCUGAAGAUGCCCAUCUGGGCCACGAGAAGGUGACAGCCCAAGAACCCUGCCCCAGAGAUGGCACCAGCACAGCCAGCAGGAGCCUGGCCUGGGAAGAUGCUUUAUUAUUACACUGGGGUCUCCUCCGCAGCUGUGGUCAUCGGGGCACUUUCAAGAAGGGCUCGUGCAGGACAUCAAACAGCCUCCGCGCCUGGGUGGGAGGGAGAAAGAAACGAGGAACCUGUCAUUAAAGGUUUCUUGGGUGAAUCCAGA